GUUGUAAUAUGAUAAUAUAUACAACACAAUGUGUGAUAAUACCGUAAUAAAGACGAAGACGAUGAUGACAGUUGAAUUCUUUUCUUUUGCUCCGUUUUGACAUUUGACGAGUCAAUAUGGCGUCCUCGUCACAGAGAGUUCGCAAUUUUUUCGUGGUUAUUUUAGCGGGCUUCGCAUUCUCUCGCUACUCCGCAAAGUCGUGUAUUUCGUGACUCGGAUUCGGUGAAUUGAAUUCUUCUUAUGGAGGAAUUCGAUGAUUGACGCGAUCUUGGAUUAAUAGCGAUUAUUCUCGAUUUUAAUGCGCAAUCUUGGCGACAGGUAGUGUUGAGCCAGUGUAUUAGUAUUUCUCUACUUCCGCGUGCGAAAUUAUUAUUACGUAAUCAUAAUAUUUAAAAUCCUAUCACACCUGAGCGAUCCUGGCAGCGAUAUUCCUCUACCGAAUGUUCUGUUUCGUUUAAGAAAGUGUCCGAGAAAGUGUACGGUUUCUUUUUAUACAGUUAGUUUUGCGCACAAUUCACGUGACGUUAUUUUGACAGAAGAGAAAUUUUUUUUUCAUGUUAUAUCAUCCCCUCAUUUGUUAGAUAUUUAAUAUGCGCGGAUAUCACUUGAAAUAUUUAAAAAAUGAUGUAAAAUAUGUCAAAAUGUUCAUGCAUUCUUCUUAAUGUUGCCCUUUAAAGGUUGUGAAUGCACAAACGGCUAAUGUUCUAUAAGAAGUCAAUAGAAUAAAAAAAAGAUCAGAAAUUGUUAAAUGACAGCAGAAGUAUAAAAUGUAUGAAUCUCCAAGAAGUCUUCAAGAGGUUUGCAUCGACUUCAUCUGCGGUAACGUUCUAGGCUUGUGUGAGGUUCAUCUUGGUGAUACAAGUGUACAUUCUUCCACUACUCCCAAUAAUAGCACUGUUUCCGGUAGAAGAUCAUCUAAUGAUGCUUGCUCCAACUUUGCAACUCGGCUCACCUUUAGGCAUCCGGAUGCUUUUCUACCAGCCGAAGUAUCGGAACAAUUAUUAUCCAACUUAUGUGAAAAGAAAACUUUGUCCGACUUGACAAUUACACUAUUUGACUCCAAGACCACUAGAUUAAGGCAUGUACGACUGAAAGAUGCGUCGACAUUAUCAGCUAAAGGCUUAAGUGUUCUUAAGCAACAUAAAGUUAUAGAUUUAAUAGUAAAUGGACUUAAAAUAACUGUUAAUGAGUUAAUUAGCUGUUUAGGUGAUUGGAGUAUACAAAAUCUUAGGUCGCUAAGUGUAGCUAAAGGAAGCUUUAUGGAUUUUUCAAGACAACGCAUGGUAGAUAUUGCAACAUUAAACAAAUUAAAGGCACUUCACACCUUGAAUGUCUCAGGAACAGAAUUUAAUAAACAUGGUUUGGACAUAGUAGUCGAAGAUCUUCCCCUUUUAGAGAGCUUAGAUAUAUCUUGUACAAGAGUUGACGAUGUAACACCAUUAAGGAAAUGUAAAGAUCGUUUAAGGACAUUAAAUAUGUACAAUUUAAAGAUAAGUGGAUGUGCAAAUUUAAUACCAGUAUUACUGGAGUUAAAUGAAUUAAGGCAUUUAGACAUUUCUGAUGAGAAAGAUUCACAGGGUUUUGAAGUGUUUGCACCAACUAAGCCAAAAUUAACAGAUUUUCUAAGAGCUCUUAAUUGUAUGCCUUAUUUGACAACUUUAGAUUUGUCUGGUAAAGAUGAUAUAAAUUCGAAAGAUUUAAAAAAUUUUAUUGCAUCACAUGUACAUUUGAGGUUUCUGGGGCUGGUGCAUUCUGAUACUUGUUAUGAUGAAAGUUUCAUAGAUUCAACACAUGAAGAUUAUAAAUCCGAACUUGUUAUUAGUGGUACAGCAACAGAGCCUCAAAUUUUGGAAGCCCUUAGAAGAUAUAUAUACAGACCAAUAUAUCUUCAAAAGUGUUUGUUUAAUUUAUUUCGUUUGACACCAAAUUUUCUCGAACCACGAGUUGAUGUGAUAAAAUUAGUGUUACCUGGAAUGAGAGAGCAUCCACAGGAGUUCCGUGUACAAAUGGCAGCCACUGCGUGUAUUUAUAAUCUCACCAAGGGUGAAUUAGCUCUUAUGAUUCAUCCGUCGAUACUUAAACAGAUAGUUGAAUUGACAUUAUUAGCAAUGGAAUCAUAUCCAACUAAUCAUCAACUUCAAAAAAACACACUAUUGACUUUAUGCAGCGAUAGAAUCCUACAAGAUGUUGCAUUUGAUAAAUAUAGAUGUGCAAGAUUAGUUAUGAAUUGCCUAUCAACAUUUGACGAUGCAUCUAUGAAUCGUAUGUCUGUGGCCAUUUGCUCAAUAUUAGCAGCAAAAAUAUCGACUGUGGAAACGUCUAUGCUUGGCGCACAACCACAAUAUAUGUUGAAAUUGCUUGCAAUGGUUAGAUCUAAAGUUGAGUCUAAACUAGUAGAUAUUACAAUGAAAUUUACAUUAAGCGCUUUAUGGAAUUUAACGGAUGAAAGCGCUAUUACAUGCAAAGUCUUUCUCGACGAAGGUGGAAUGGAAUUAUUUCUUGAGGUGUUGGAUAGCUUUCAAGGAGAAUCUAGUGUAGAAACUAAGGUACUUGGUCUGCUAAACAAUAUUGCAGAGGUCGAUCACUUGAGACCACGACUUAUGCAGCCUCGAUUUAUAAAAAUGCUUUCUAUGCUGCUCGACUCUGAGCACAUUGAUGUAUCCUAUUUUGCAGCUGGUAUUGCUGCACAUUUGCUUAGUGAUGGUCCUCGAGCUUGGUAUAGUAUGCCAUCGGAGCCGAGUAGGGAGCAGUUGUUGGAUCAAUUGGUUCAUGCUGUAACUCAUUGGCAAACACCACAAGGAGAAAUGGUUGCUUAUCGUAGCUUUCAACCAUUUUUUCCACUAUUACGUUGUACAGAUGCAUAUCCUGUUCAGCUCUGGGCAGUAUGGGCAAUUCAUCAUGUAUGCACAAAGAAUCCAAAACGCUAUUGUGCAAUGUUAAUUAGAGAAGGAGGAGUAGAAACGUUAAAACAACUCGAGAAGACCCAUACAGAAUAUACAAAACAAGAAACUUUUACAACUUUUCUGCAAAGUUUAUGUCAAUCAAUUUUGGAAACCCUCGAAUUAAAUUCCUAACAAUAGCUCUGUUGCUUUUUAAAAUCUAAAGAUUAAAUGUUAUGAUAUGCUAGUCAAUGUCUGUUUUAGUGCAAUCCUAUAUCCUGUUCUUUAGACCAAAUAAAUAUAAAAAUGAUAUGGCCGUGAAUAUUCAGAAAGACAGAUUCUGCAAUCAAAUCACAAAUCCAAAAUAUUUUAAUUGCAGUUGAGUUAAUAUUUCGAGGUAUGUGUAUGUGUGUGUGUGCGUGUGUGAGACUCAUUAGAACUGACGAGAUUGGAAGAUCUGAAUUGAGAAAUAAAUAUAUCUCUGUUA
Molecule: messenger RNA, 3366 nt
Organism: Nylanderia fulva
Lineage: Eukaryota; Metazoa; Arthropoda; Insecta; Hymenoptera; Formicidae
Product: protein zyg-11 homolog B
Cellular component (GO): Cul2-RING ubiquitin ligase complex
Source: RefSeq, a predicted model, not a curated record